UUAACUGGAUUAGCCGUAGAUUUAAACUCUGAAAAUAAGCAGCGAUCCUGUCUGUGUCUCGGGUAUAAAAGGCUCACACAGCGUCUUCUCGCCACAGCUUACUGCAACAACUCUGCACUGAAAACAUCUUGUGGUUUCAUUCCACACUUCAGAAUGGAUUUCCAAAGCUUUGCUCUGGUGAUGAUGUUCCUGGCCUGCGUGGAGCACAGCCUGGCCUCCUGCGUGGUGGACAGCUUCACUGUCAAACAGGACUUUGACCCCAAAAGAUAUGCAGGAAAGUGGUAUGCUCUGCAGAAGAAAGACCCUGAGGGUUUGUUCCUGCAGGACAACAUCUCUGCCGAGUACACUGUUGGUGAUGAUGGCGCCAUGGUGGCCGCCACCAGAGGCAGAGUCACUCUUUUUGGGUUCUGGGUUGUCUGUGCUGACAUGGCUGCUCAGUACUCAGUCCCAGACCCUGGUAACCCUGGCAAGAUGUUUAUGGACUACCAGGGCCUGGCCAGCUACCUGUCCAGUGGCGGUGACAACUACUGGGUCAUUGAUACAGACUAUGACAACUAUGCCAUCACCUAUGCCUGCCGCACCCAGACUGAAGAUGGAACCUGCGAGGAUGGCUACGCCCUGGUCUUCUCCCGUAAUCCCCGCGGCCUCCCACCUGCCAUCCAGAGAGUGGUCCGCCAAAAGCAGGAGGAAAUUUGCAUGGCUGGACAGUUCCAGCCUGUGCUGCAGUCCGGAGCUUGCUAAAUGAGUGCAAGGCUGAAGCAGGUUGAGCAGCCCUACAUGAAUCCAGAUCCAUUAUCAAGUCCAAGACGGAGACUGCAGUCUCAUCAGGAGAAUAAUCCUGUCACAUUCCAACUAUCAGAUAAAUCCAAUCCAUAACCCUGUGAGAAAUUUACAACUGCUAAGAUGAACAUAUAAUGUAAAACCAAAUCCACUGGAAUCUAUUAGUGAUUGAGUGCAAAUGAUCAUGUAACGGUACCAUACUGUCACACUGAUGGGUAACAUCUGCACUGUGCCGUUCUGUGUCAGUGACAAUAAAUUUUGUAAAGAAA
Archocentrus centrarchus (flier cichlid) is the source of this 1049-nucleotide messenger RNA. RefSeq names its product purpurin-like. The transcript has 6 exons. NCBI's taxonomy places the organism in Eukaryota, Metazoa, Chordata, Actinopteri, Cichliformes, Cichlidae. The record is from RefSeq and is a predicted model, not a curated record. Bases 154 to 741 code for a protein of 195 amino acids. Gene Ontology annotation, molecular function: retinol transmembrane transporter activity; retinoid binding.